Molecule: messenger RNA, 753 nt
Organism: Quercus robur (English oak)
Lineage: Eukaryota; Viridiplantae; Streptophyta; Magnoliopsida; Fagales; Fagaceae
Exons: 2
Coding region: 1-753 (250 amino acids)
Cellular component (GO): membrane
Molecular function (GO): metalloendopeptidase activity
Source: RefSeq, a predicted model, not a curated record
AUGGGAUUUUGUGGGAGAAUAUGUAGCUUUAGUUUGGCGUUUGGUGCUAUGUUUGUUAUUGCCAUUUGUGGUGCAAGAAUACAAAGAGACCCAUACUCAAGAAGGUUCCAUCUUUCUCUCAUUGAAAUGUUUGAUGAUCUGUUAGGAGAUAUUGGGUGGCAGAAGUUUGAGGAGGAACACAAAGGGAAAUUAUUCCUUCUAUCAGACCCUCGACCUAUUUGGGUACAAUCUAUAGCUACAAAGAUCAUUAUAGCAAUGAAUAGCGGGUUAAGGGCUGGAGACGAGUUCACGAUCAAUGGCCAUUUAUAUGCUAGUAGAGAUUUUGGAGAUAAAGGGUCGUUGUUGGCACCAAAAUCUGAAGGAGAUAAGGUUGAACAAGGGUUUAAGCAGAGACAAAAGCGGGAUCGAAACUAUAUAUGGAAACCUGCUACUAAAUUUUUGAACCGAAGAGAUUGGGAAGUCUAUGUGAUGGAUACUUCGGAAAUUAAUGCCGUAUGCUUCUUUGGUCGGAGGAUUGUUGUUCACAAGGGGUUGCUUGAGAUUCUAUACCAUGAUGAAGAGUUAGCAACUAUUAUUGCGCCUGAGAUUGGGCAUGCUGUGGCUAGGCAUAGCUCAGAACAUUUUGUGAUGGAUUUUGUUUGGGUUCUCAUUGCUCUGAUUCUUCUUAUUUUUGCUAUUCUUAAUGUUGGCAAUUCAACUUCAAGAAGAAAUCCAGAUGGUCCUGCAAAACUUUGGGGAAUGUUUAAGAAUUGA